Oncorhynchus kisutch (coho salmon) is the source of this 2369-nucleotide messenger RNA. It is a transcript of the gene ncf1, whose product is annotated as neutrophil cytosolic factor 1. The record is from RefSeq and is a predicted model, not a curated record. The coding region runs from base 635 to 2059 and encodes 474 amino acids. NCBI's taxonomy places the organism in Eukaryota, Metazoa, Chordata, Actinopteri, Salmoniformes, Salmonidae. The transcript has 13 exons. Gene Ontology annotation, molecular function: protein binding; superoxide-generating NADPH oxidase activator activity; phosphatidylinositol binding. Gene Ontology annotation, biological process: respiratory burst; superoxide anion generation. Gene Ontology annotation, cellular component: NADPH oxidase complex; cytoplasm.
GUGCGGGUUUAUGGAGCGUGUUGGUUGAUGUUUAGGGUCUAUUUAGACGUGCAAUUGAUAACUCAUAGGUGUACCUCAUUUUAAUUUAAUGUUGGUGAAACACGUUCACCUAGCUAGUAUGCAAAACCCCGACAAUGUAUUAUGUGAGUAACUAGGCAACCUGGCUAAAUUAAACAACAAAAGGACAGUUUAGCUAAACAUACGUACUGCUACAGACAGACAGUGAUUUUCAAGGAAUCAAUCCCAAGCCCUUUAGGUACUUAUGGAGAUCUGAGUUGGUAUAGUUUUGGCAACAAUUCCACCUGGCAUAUUAGAGCAAGAUGAAACUUGUUAGCUAGCUCCCAUAUUACAUCGAUCCAAUCCACACAGAAGCAAUGCUAGGCGUAGCAGUAGGGGUUAGCUCGCUUACUAGGUAACGUUAGCUGGCGCAGAAAUUAUUAUCGAAGGUAAUGAUCAGGCUAGCAUAAUUUGCACACAGAGUGAGACAUGCCUUGUUUGAUUUUCAGACCAGGUCAACUCCUGUGGUCCUGACAGCCACGGUCCAGCCCAGGGCGUACUGACGAAAGAAUCUUUGACACUAGUGGACUGUUGCAAAAUCCAAAGGGGGUGCAUUGAGGCUCUGCAUGCCCUUAACAUGGGGACUGUGAGGCCGGAAGACUGCCCCCAAACAGAAUCAACAAACAUGACUGUCAAACAAGUGGAGACUAUUGAACCAGUGCAUGAUGGGUUUAUCGUCAUAUUUCCACCUGUAGCUGUUGAUGUGGAGGUUGGAGACACGGCCACUUUUGCACUGUUGAUUAUCACUCUUCUGCAUCUCACAAUGGAGGAAAUCUAUGUCAGGCAUGUGGAGUUGCUGGGCUUUGAGAAACGCUUCUUCCCCAGCCAGCACUAUGUCUACAUGCUGAUGGUGAAAUGGAAUGACCUGUCUGAGAAGUUGAUCUAUAGAGGGUAUCCGGAGAUCUACACCUUUCACAAAUCCCUGAAGGAGAUGUUCCCCAUUGAGGCGGGUGACAUCAAUAAGAAAGACAGGAUCAUCCCUGUACUACCAGCGCCAAAGUGGUUGGACAACCAAAAGAGCACAGAGACCAGGCAGAGCACUCUGGCUGAAUAUUGCAGUUCUCUCAUCAACCUGCCCCCCAAGAUCUCCCGCAGCCAGCUGGUACGCAGCCUCUUCAAGGUCCGACCGGAGGACGAGAACCCACCCGCUCAACACCCUUUAAAAAGAAAUGAGACCUUUGUGGUGUCCAAUGACAAGACGAGAGACAACACUUCUGAGAUCUCUGGCCCCAUCAUAUUGGAAAGCUACAGGGUGAUUGCUGACUACAGCCACACCUCCAAGUAUGAGAUCACCCUGCAUAUUGGAGACUUGGUGGAGAUUGUGGAGAAAAGCCCAAAUGGUUGGUGGUUCUGCCAGUGUGAUACCAAGCGGGGCUGGGUGCCCGCCUCUUACCUAGAGCCCCUGGAUGGACCAGAGGAGUCGGAAGAAGCCGAUCCCAACUACGCAGGAGAACUCUACAUAACCACCAAAGCCUACAAGGCAGCACAAGAUGAUGAGCUGACUCUUGAGACGGGGGAAACUAUUGAGGUCAUUCACAAGCUCCUGGAUGGAUGGUGGGUGGUCAGGAAAGGAGAGGAGACGGGACACUUCCCCUCAAUGUUUCUCUACAGAACUGGAGAGAAGAAGGAGAUGGUGUCGGAAGAGCUUGUGAUGAGAAGACAGACACCCCCACCCAGACGUUCAACAAUCCGCAAUGCACAAAGUAUUCACAGCAAAGGGCGCCAGCGCAUCAGCCAGGACACGUACCGCAGGAACAGUCGCCGCUUCCUGCAGCAGAAGGGUGGCCGGCCCAAUCAGCCCAGGAAGACGUCCAAGGCCUCCACACAGUCCCCGCUGCAGGACUGGAAUAACAGAGACAACAUGCCAAAGACAGCGGGCUCUAGUCCAGGGGGUGAGCUGAAAGGGGCUCCCAUCAUCCCCCCUCGGCCCAGUCCUGAACUCAUCAUGGAGCGCUGUACAGAGAACACCCGCAAGAAAGUCAGUGUCCGCAAAUCGAGCUAAGCUUUAAACUGUGUGGAUCUCGACUCCUGUCAGAAAUGCAAUCAGAGAUGGGUUAAUGUGCGCAUUACAAGCUAAACAGCCGAUAAAGCCAACCAUUUGUGCCAUAGAGGGCAUUUUACAUUUUGUUCUAAAUGUUACCACUUAACUUUUUUCUUAUUGUUACUUUUACGUAUGCAAUGUUUUUUGAUAGUGUGUGGUUGUUAAAUGUGUUUGACGUAGUAUGCGAUUUUUGGAACAUAAUAUUAGUAAUUUAUUUGUUGAAUUUAGCCAUUUGUAACCUACCAAAUAAAUAAUAUAUUCAGAAAAUGUU